Messenger RNA from Sclerotinia trifoliorum, 1971 nucleotides. The record is from the annotation of a GenBank genome assembly. Lineage: Eukaryota; Fungi; Ascomycota; Leotiomycetes; Helotiales; Sclerotiniaceae.
AUGCCUAACCAUCUAACCUCUUUGUUUAAAUCCGCCGCGGGCAUCGCAAAUGACGUUUUAGGAAAUUCGGGGAAUUUGCAGAGGGGUGGUUUGAAGGGGAAGAUAAAUCGGGAUGGGAAUGGGGAUUUACUUCAAGGGAAGAAAGGAGAGAAGGGAGAAAAUCAGCGAGAAGAGAAACUUCAGAAUGAAGAUUUGGGUUUGGGUUUGGGAGGAGCGAGUAUUGGGGAUGAGGGGAGAUUGUUGGUGGGGGUUGCGUUGGGGCGAAUUGAAGAUGCAGUGGAGGGCGGGGAGGUGGGUGGAAUUGGAAUAGGAACAGGCAAGAUUGGUGGGAUGGGUGGGAGAAGUGGGAGAACGGGGGGAUGCAAAAAUUUUAAGCUGAUUGAUAUGUCAGGUUCAGCAGCUACAAAUCCUAAUGAGAAGUUUCCUCUGAUGCCGUGUUUGAGAGCUGGGGAUGGAUUGGACGUAGAGGUUAGUCCUACAGAUGGAUUGGGAGGGUUUGAUGGGAAAGUUGGGGAAGGUGGGUGUGAAUGUGGUAGUGUAGAUGAGGAAGAUGGAGGUGGACGAAGUGGUAUAGAGAAUACUGAAGCAAGUGGAUUAGAAACCGGAGGAAAGAAGCAUAGCGCCAUUAACGCUACUCCUGCUUCUAUCCCACUCCCAAUAUCGAGUACGGUCUCAAGCACAAACACUAUCACAACAUUUGAAUUAGAAGAAACAACAACAACAAGAAUUCGCGCCUUUACUGUCCCCCGCAAACCAAUUGUUACAAAUAGAAGGGAUUGUCUUGAUUGGAAGACUGAGUAUGGGGGUUAUGAGGGUUUGAAGUGUGGAGGAAAUGGAGAGAGACAGAAACACGGGGAAAGAGGAGAAGGAUUUAAGAGCGUGGGAAGUGUGAAGAGUGAAGUUAUUGGUGAGAGGAAGGAGGAUAGAAGUGUGAGAUUGGAGAGAGAGAGAAUGGAAAGGGUUGGGAGGGAUCUGUAAGUUUCUUUUCCUUUCUUCUUCCGCUUUCAAAAUUUCUCGUUAUUUACAUCUAAACCUAUCUCCCUUUUCAUAUCCUCCUUACAUUCCCAUCAGCUCAUCCCAAUCAAUACCUCCUCCCUCACCACAACUAACCUCCUUCCGAAUAGCCACCACGAAAAUCCCCUCCAUUCCCACCCCAUCCAAGCCAGUACAAUCUCGCACGGUACACCACCCACCAUAAGUCCCCUCUACACCAGCACCUCUAGCCCUUCCAUCAACUCCUCAAAAUCCAAAUCCCGCGCUUUUCGUCACUCGUAUACGGUGCCUAUUCAUGGGUUUCAUUUUGUAGGUAAAGGGGUUGAGGGACCUGCUGAUAUGGAGAGUAUGGCUGGAGGUAUAGGUAUGGAAGGUAUGGCGGGCGUAGGUGAUGUAAGUACAAUAGGAAGAGGUACUGCGAGGGAUAGAUAUAGCGGGAAUAGUAAUCCAUCAGUUUCCGGUUCUGGAACUGGAGGAAUGGGAAUAGGAAUGGGAAUUGGAUCGCGAACGGGAAGUUUUUUGAGGAGAGCAAGUGUGAGUUUUAAGGGACUGGGUGCGGGAGUGGGGAUUGGGUAUAUGAGGAGUUCGAGUGGAGGUGUAGAGGGAAUGCAUGCGCAAGGAUGGGGUAUACAUGCUGAAAAACUCGAUUCGAAUUCUAAUACCAUACCGGUCGAGUUUCUUAGAGGUGUAGGUGGAUAUGCGGGUGAUGGAAUGGGUAUUGGUAUGGGAGGAGAGAAAAUUGAAAUGGGUACGUGUAAGGUUACUUGACUCUCCCUUUUUCCAUUUUCUUUCUUUCUUUCUUUCCCGGAAUUUUGUAAUUAUAAAUAUGGAUAUGGAUAUACACUAACCAAUAAAUGGGUAACAAAUUAACAAUAAAUAGAUACAGAAAGAAGAAAGAGUGAUCGUCAAUCGCUUAUUUUACCGAAAUUCGAGUGGGAGGAUGAAUUUGUGGGUGGGAAUACCAGGAAGAAAGUUUGA